CGAAUUUCUACACAUGCAAGUCGCAGUGGAAAGGGGCGUUGCGUUGCCGACUUCAGUUCUUUCUUUUUGUUCAAUAAUGUCGCUCUGUUCCCUCCAAUAUCUCUAUCUGACUCCCUGUAAAGCCCUUCUCCUUUUUCAGAUAAACAUUGGCGCUAUCAUGAUGGCUUCACCGCGCCAUCGCGUGCUCACUGCUCCAUUAUUUCCAUUCAAGGUUUCUGCGCACAGAUUUUAUGGACCCAAGGAGAUCAUUAACCUUGAGAACAAGCGGGUCUCUCGUAUCUCGCAGAUUGCAUCCUGUCUUCUUAAUGGAGAGCAAUCCCACAUCUUUCUCGGUCGCAAAUCCUCGUCCCUGAGUAUAUCUCCAGAUGCCGACCAUGAUUCUGCGGGCGCUCUUGUUGUUAUGUGGCUUGUCCACCAUUGUCCUGGCACAAGUGCAAUACAUGGGGAUGAACAUAGCUGGAUUUGACUUUGGCUGUGCGACCAAUGGAACCUGCAAUUUCACGACAAUGUUGCCGCCGUUGACGUCUUUGGGAGGUUCGGAUGGAGCUGCGCAGAUGCAGCAUUUUCGAGAUGACGAUAUAUUCAAUACCUUCAGACUACCUGUCUCUUGGCAAUAUCUCGUCGCCAACGAUAUGGGAGGCACCCUCGACGCAACGAACUUUGGCAAGUACGACAAGUUGGUGCAGACAUGUCUUGCCACAGGAGCAUAUUGUGUGAUUGAUAUACACAAUUAUGCACGAUGGAACGAUCUUGUUAUCGGACAAAGUGCUGGGGCUCCUACCAACGAGCAAUUCGCAGAUCUAUGGUCACAGCUCGCCACGAAAUACAAAGACGAUGCAAAGAUUGUCUUCGGACUCAUGAAUGAGCCACACGAUCUUGACAUCGUAGCUUGGGCUGCCACUGUGCAAGCAGCAGUGACCGCGAUUCGACAAGCUGGGGCUACAACUCAGAUGAUUCUGCUGCCGGGCACAAAUUUCACUUGUGCCGUUACGUUCACGAGUACUGGAAGUGCAAGUGCGUUGAUGGGGGUGACAAAUCUGGAUAAUUCGACAACGGGGCUGGUGUUUGAUGUUCAUCAGUAUUUGGAUUCGGAUAACUCUGGUACACAUUCGACGUGUUCCGUAAACACGACUGCGGGUUUCGAAGAUUUGGCAACUUGGCUCAGGUCGAAUGGCAGGCAGGCAAUUGUAGCAGAGACGGGAGCUGGAAGUGACCCUUCGUGUUUGGUUUACUUCUGUGCCCAAAACACGGUCAUUCAAGAGAAUUCCGAUGUCUUCAUCGGCUUCAUCGGAUGGGCAGCAGGUUCAUUUGCCGCUGAUUACGUCCUUUCCAUGACACCCUCCGAAGCUACAAACGGCAAGUGGACCGACAACACUCUCGUGUCAGAAUGUGUGAUUGCACCUUGGCUGGUAAACAAUACAGUGAUCGCAGCAGAGUACUCGAGUGCUCUGACGGCAAUACCAACAGCAACGAGCUCAAGUGCCAGCCCGACAAGUACGAAGAAGGGCGAUGCGGGAAGCUUGAGAGUACGAAGAAAGGAUGUGGAAGUUGUUGUAGGGAUUUUAGUAAUGAUUAAUAUAGUAAUAUGAUACCUUCCUGAG
Messenger RNA from Mollisia scopiformis, 1601 nucleotides. RefSeq names its product cellulase-domain-containing protein. Gene Ontology annotation, molecular function: hydrolase activity, hydrolyzing O-glycosyl compounds. Lineage: Eukaryota; Fungi; Ascomycota; Leotiomycetes; Helotiales; Mollisiaceae. Gene Ontology annotation, biological process: glucan catabolic process. The record is from RefSeq and is a predicted model, not a curated record. The annotation marks the transcript as partial. The transcript has 3 exons.